Durusdinium trenchii is the source of this 912-nucleotide messenger RNA. The record is from the annotation of a GenBank genome assembly. NCBI's taxonomy places the organism in Eukaryota, Dinophyceae, Suessiales, Symbiodiniaceae.
AUGCACAAGUUAGCCGAGGAUUUCAAACUUGACCUUGCUGGAUCCGGGGCAGGCACCAUGUAUGGCAAGGCUCUGUACUUCAGCGAGAGUGCCACAAAGGCUGAUGAGUAUGCAAAGGAUGAACCUGGAGGACACUACAACAACGUGAGAGCACUGCUACUUUGCCGGGUUUGUUUAGGCAGAUUCCACUACACAACCGACCGUGAGCCAGCUGCGGAAGGUAAAUUCAAAUCCGGAAGAUCUGACAGUACCCUGGGCGACCGUUCCAGAUCCGUGGGCACUUAUCGCGAGGUGGCCAUUUAUGAUCCUGACCAGGUCUAUCCAGAAUAUGUGGUUCUCUAUGAGCGUUUGCACCGUGACGAAACGCCAACACCACCACCGAAGGACGUGCCAUUUCUGUUGGAGCUUCCAUUGUACUGGAAAAAUGCAUCUAAGAACCCUUAUGCAGAAGGCUUCAGGGAGCAUUGGGUUGUGAAGAUCGAGAUUAAAGAACUGAUCCAGCGCUUGGCCAAUGGCUCUUGCAGCGGUCGAGUUCCAGAGGUGCAAAAGGUGCGACGAGUAGAAGACUCCGGACUUUGGUGCCGCUAUAUCAACUGGAAGCGAAAUCUUAGUAAUCUUUUGGAUUCUCAAGGCUUGACUCAAUGUGCACCACCUCACGAACUGGACACAACUUCGGGGAGUGGUCAAGUGCUGACAGCGAAGAUCUUGCAGGAGUUCCACAGGGAUGAAGCCAUCAGUGUGCCUGGGCAGUUCAUGGUUGGUGUCAGCAAAGGGGCGAUAAACAUGCUGAUGUCACGUGUGUCUGACCGCGCUGGUGGCACCAAGGUGGAGAACAUGGCACCUGGUUUAAAUGAGCUGCUUUUGUGGCACGGAACCUCAAGACAGGCUUCGCCCUACAGAUCAGACGCGUAA